Messenger RNA from Bolinopsis microptera, 1304 nucleotides. RefSeq lists its product as uncharacterized. The record is from RefSeq and is a predicted model, not a curated record. Gene Ontology annotation, biological process: translation. Gene Ontology annotation, molecular function: structural constituent of ribosome. The coding region runs from base 7 to 696 and encodes 229 amino acids. Gene Ontology annotation, cellular component: mitochondrial large ribosomal subunit. Lineage: Eukaryota; Metazoa; Ctenophora; Tentaculata; Lobata; Bolinopsidae. The transcript is spliced from 4 exons.
AGCAAGAUGAAUCAUUGUCGGAAACUGAGGACUCCCUUGACGAUCGGUGUACGGAACAUGGCAGUCGGGUAUGACUACAAAAUCUCACACAAGAAGUGUUGGUUUGAAGACACUGAAAAGAGUAAAACUGUGGUAAAGAUACCUUACAAACAGAGAGAAGAGAACAUGACUUUGAAGGAUAGGUGGCACGAAAGCACUGUGGAGAAGAUAUUUGAGAAUCACCAUACGAUUGUGGCUUUCCACAUGAAAUACAUGCCGAGAGUCAUGUACGAGCAGAAGCUAGACUGGGGUUUGUUAGACUCGCUAGUGGGAACGAGCGUCCAAGGCAACUACUAUCCACGACAUAGUGUGGUGAAAUACCUGAGAAGGUCCAGGUUUCUUCACAUGAUACCGCUAUUCCAACACAACACUGGAAUACUUUACACUAAUGAUGUUAAUGAGGUCCAUGCUAUCUGCAAGGCAUUGAUGAAGACUCAGUACACUAAACAUUUGAUAUUGGGUGGUCUAAUCAACGGUAAACUCUAUGGUCCCAACACGUUUGUCGAGAUUGCGGAAAUGGACGACUUACAAACUGAACAAGCCAAAUUGGUCGGAUUGCUCUCAUCUGCCGGCACAAGUCUGGUACAGACUCUUUCACAACCCUCCGCUAUGUUAUCUCUAGUUUUAGACCACAGAAGCAAGAAGCCCGAGAGCUAAGAUUUUGAUGUUAAUAAUUUUUAAUGUUUAUAAUUUGGAUCCUGGGCAGCAGCUGUAGAAAUUGUCUCAAUUUUCAAUGAGAUUUUGCGAACAUCAGUGAUGUAACUUUGGGAUCAAAGCCAUUUGAAUUCCGACGUAUGCUUACCAGCUACGAAAUUGUCAAUUUUAUUCUGAGAUUUGAGAUGUUUUUACGAUGACGAUUUACGUGGCGAAUAAUUUUCGUUGGUUUCGCUUUUUACCUAGUAAAACUUUACUCUUAUUUGAGGAAUCCCAAACAGUCGAUGGCAAAAAACGAAAAAUAGCAACGAUCCCCCUAACAUAUUAUUGUAUAUUUUGUUAAUUUUACUGAGAUGUGAUCACAAAGUAAAUUCUUUCCUCGUCUAUGCUGUGAGAAAGUUGAUAUUGCAUUAUACUCUUUUUCCAGCAUUUAAAUGCUUGCAUUUAACCUGGACAGACGUUAAAUUGAAAGUAAUAAUCUUCAUAGUGUUACUGUUAGGUAUUUGAUAAAAGCUUUCUGUCUUCCUGAUAACUUAUUAUAUUCUUAUUAAUGUCACGAAGUGUACAAACUAAAGUUACUCUUCUUUUCUAACAGAAUAGUGUACUAUUUU